This is a messenger RNA of Microthlaspi erraticum, 432 nucleotides long. NCBI's taxonomy places the organism in Eukaryota, Viridiplantae, Streptophyta, Magnoliopsida, Brassicales, Brassicaceae. The record is from the annotation of a GenBank genome assembly.
AUGGCUGAAACAGCGGCAAAUAUUGUAGCAGCAGCCUCGGAAUCUUACUACCGAGCAUUACAAUUUGAACAAGAGAACCAAAACUCUUACCAAUUAGAAAGUGGUAUCGUGGAGACGGAGGUAAUGGCGGAGGCACAAAACGUACCAAAGAAGAGAAGAGGCAAACCCCCAAAGAACAAGAGAAAUAGCCCUAUGAUUGGCACAAGUCUGAGAAUGAGGCGCUUUACACAAGUUCAGAACUCACCACGCAUCAGAGGCACAAAUACAAGAGGGGGCACAUCCCACGCAGCUGAAACAUCAAGAAGAAACGGGAGUGUUUCAAACAGGGGCAUAAGUGAGUAUGUAAGCACUCAACGACCAGUGGGCACGAUCAUACCGGCUAUUUCAAGAGCAACGGUGGAUUUUUGGCGUCCACCAAGUCCAAUUCCUUAA